Rotaria socialis is the source of this 633-nucleotide messenger RNA. Lineage: Eukaryota; Metazoa; Rotifera; Eurotatoria; Philodinida; Philodinidae. The record is from the annotation of a GenBank genome assembly.
AUGGAAUGUAAACACCAGACAGCAACGGCUGUUACUGCUAUCCGGCAAUCAACACUUGCUAGUCUUCUUUUCUCUAUUGUGAUGAUUUUACUUAUCGUUGAUGGUACAUUAGCAAGUUCUACAAGUGAUGCAAAAAUUAUCUCAACGCAAGAUGAAAUUAUUACCUAUGUUAACCAUACAGCUAGAUUAUCAUGUAUUAUAGAAAAUAAAGGCCAACAUCAUAUCACAUGGUCUCGUGUUACAUUUAUAAAUGAAACACAAAAAAUAACUACUCUUCUAUUUGUUGAUCUAUUAAAAUAUACACAAUCUAGUCAUUAUCAUUUAACACGCAUGAUCGAACGAGAUAAUCGUGAACAUUGGAAUCUUGAAAUACGUAAUGUCCAUCUAUCUGAUCAAGGUUAUUAUAGCUGUGUACUAACAGAAAUUAAGCCAAUAUCAAAAAUAUUCCAUGUCAAGGUUCUCGAACUUACACGCAAUCCGCUACUUGCUCUACGUUCAACAUCGGAUGCACAUACAAAUAAUGUGCAAAGACGAUCAAAGGAUGAUAGCUUUUCAUCAUUAUCCUUACUAUCAUCAUCAUCAUCAUCAAUAUUAACAAUAUUUUUAAUGAACAUUUUAUUAAUAAUUAUUUAA